This is a messenger RNA of Scophthalmus maximus (turbot), 1483 nucleotides long. RefSeq names its product caspase-8. Bases 131 to 1288 code for a protein of 385 amino acids. Gene Ontology annotation, molecular function: cysteine-type endopeptidase activity. Lineage: Eukaryota; Metazoa; Chordata; Actinopteri; Pleuronectiformes; Scophthalmidae. The record is from RefSeq and is a predicted model, not a curated record. Gene Ontology annotation, biological process: proteolysis; regulation of apoptotic process. The transcript is spliced from 6 exons.
GCGGGAGAACACGACUGCCACCGCUUUUGGCGGCGGCUCCAGCCAGGAGGAAGUUACAGCUCCUCUUCACUCGGUGGAUGCGGAGGGCACCGCGGACUUCUGUGGAGGAGAGACUUCCCGAUAACUCAGAAUGUCAGCCAGAGACGCGCUGCGGCGCCAUAAAACGGCCAUCCAGGCGUCCCUGUGUGGAGACUACAGGCUGAUCCUCAACAAAGUUCUGGAGAAGGACCUGAUCACUGCACGCGAGUACACCAACCUCAAGAGCAUCAACCAGGUAGACGUGGAGGGGCACGUCGUCGAGCUUGUGGACAAGCUCAUGAACAAAAGCGAGGACACGUGCCAACAGUUCCUGAACCUCCUGCAAACCGACGAGGACAUUGGCACGACCUACCCCGAGCUGAGGAGCAUGCAGCUGAGCGACGCCUGUCCUCUACCUGAGCCUGUCCAAGAGUGUGCACUGGAUCUUCUGUCACCAGAGAGCAAGAGGCCGAGGAAGGAGGACCACUACCGGAUGGAUAGCCAGCCUGUCGGCCUCUGUGUGAUCAUAAACAACGAGAAUUUCGUGAACGGCGAAGUGCGAAGGGGAACCAACAAAGAUGCUCAAUGUUUGGCCGAGGUGUUCAGCUGGCUGCGCUUCAGAGUGCUGAUGUGCAAAGACCAAACCCAGGACCAGAUGGAGCGGACACUGGAUUGCUUUGCUUCUCUGAGCGACCACUCUCAGCCGCAGGAGUUCGAUGUGAAGGAGUGGCUCGGUGCCGGAUUCGGUGACCCUCAGCAGGCUCCACGGCACGGAGAUGCCUUCAUCUGCUGUAUUCUGAGCCACGGAGCAAGGGGCGUAGUCUUCGGGACGGAUUGGAAGCCACUCGCCAUCAACCAGAUAACUAGAACAUUCAAGACGACCGACCAGUCAGCCCUCGUCGGCAAGCCUAAAGUGUUCCUGAUCCAGGCCUGCCAGGGAGGGACGCUACAGCGUGGAGUGUUCUUAAAAGAUCUGGAGUCGGAUGAUGCAUUCAUCCCUGAAGCAGCAGACAUUCUGGUUGCUAUUGCCACUGUUAAAGAUCACGCGUCAGUUAGACACCGAAUAGAUGGGACCUGGUUCGUCCAAUCGGUGUGUCAGCAGCUAAAGGAGGGCUGUCCAAGACGUGAAGAUAUCAUCACCAUCCUCCACCGUGUGAAUGAUGACGUGAGCAAGAAGGAGGGCUCCGGGCAACCUGGCGCAGUAAAGCAGAUGCCUGAAGUCAGGUUCACCCUGAGGAAGACACUUGUGUUGUCCCCACAUGUCCCCUAAAGCUUUACCUCCAGCAUCCAUGCAACAAAAAGAAUACUUAAUGUCUUAAUUGUGUAUAUGUUAUUAACUCAGGGGAAGGUUUUUUUAAAAUGUACUCUUCAUGUAUCAUUUGUGUGUCUAAAUCUUGAUUUCAAUCUUUUAAAUCAUCACAAUGAGUCGUUGUAUCACAGAAUAAAGUUAGCAGCAUACAGAUUA